This is a messenger RNA of Exophiala bonariae, 423 nucleotides long. RefSeq lists its product as uncharacterized. Gene Ontology annotation, molecular function: carbon-sulfur lyase activity. The record is from RefSeq and is a predicted model, not a curated record. Lineage: Eukaryota; Fungi; Ascomycota; Eurotiomycetes; Chaetothyriales; Herpotrichiellaceae. The transcript has 4 exons. The coding region runs from base 1 to 423 and encodes 140 amino acids.
AUGGCUGCUAUUCAGGGAGGCUGCUUGUGCGGAAACGUCCGUUAUGAAUACACUGCUGAGAUGGUGACAGGGGAUAUUGCGUUGAAAGCGUUCUGCAACUGCAAGGACUGCCAGAAAUGGGGCGGUGCUCCUGGGAUGGCGAAUGUCGUGGUUCCACGGGAGACUUUCCAGGUUACCAAAGGUGAACCCAAGACUUUUGACACUGUCGGCGGUAGUGGCAAGAUCAACAAACACUUCUUCUGUGCUGACUGUGGGUCGAGCUUGUAUUGUGAAUUGGAGGUUAUGGGGGACAAAACAGCCAUCAAAGCGGGAAGUUUGGACCAGCCGGAUGUUGGUGAAAUGCAGGUCGAGUUCUAUGUUCAAGAUCGAGUGUCGUACCAGAAGGCGCAGGAGACCGCUCAGCAGAUUCCAGCUUUUGGUUGA